Molecule: messenger RNA, 666 nt
Organism: Aspergillus clavatus NRRL 1
Lineage: Eukaryota; Fungi; Ascomycota; Eurotiomycetes; Eurotiales; Aspergillaceae
Product: putative GPI anchored glycoprotein
Exons: 3
Coding region: 1-666 (221 amino acids)
Source: RefSeq, a predicted model, not a curated record
AUGCGUUCCGCUACCUUCCGCUCCUUUGCUCUGCUGGCAGCCACCGCAGCCACUGUCACCGCCGAGAGCACCGUGACCCUCUUCUUGCCUGCCGUUGAUACCCAGAGUAUUCAGGCGAAGGUCGUGGGAUCUAGCGAUUCCGCCACUACCUACGUCCUCAACUGCGCUCCCGGAACCUCCUCGGAGGACUGCGGUAUUCCCGCUGACUACACCGUCAUCCAGGGACCCUCAACCUACCAGCAGGUGAUGAGCUAUGACGAUUACUACGUCUCCUACGGCUGCAAACUCGCCGGCACCACCUCCGUCUCCUGCAUGGUCUCCCAGAAAGACGCCACCACAACCCACGUCGACAGCACCGCCGUCACUGAAUCCAUUCCGGAAAUGUACAGGACCGUCGUCGUCACUGGCACCGGGGCCGCCUCCGUCCCCGCGAGCACCGGCGCUUCCCCCACCGCCGCGACGGCCACCGCUACCACCGGCUCCGUGAAGACCACGCUGAGCACCUCCGGCUCGGCUGCGACGGGAUCCUCCGCUGCCUCCUCCGGCGCUUCCUCGGCUGUCGCCUCCCACAGCUCCAGCGGAAACGCUGCCAUGCCCCAGGUUACGGGCCGUGCCCAGUGGGUGGUUGGAGGCGCCGCCGUUGCUCUGGCUAUGGCCAUGGCUUGA